CCUAUCUCUAAAUGUGAGCUAGCCGAAAUAAUACGUACGUAAGCAAAACUUUGACGUGUCAACAUUUUUUGAGAAGAGAAGCCGAAUCCUUUUCGGGUUCGCUCCUUAAAUUUGCAACCAUAUUUAUUGCCUUUUAGCUCAGUGCGAACUGUUAAGUGUCAAACAUUUGCCAUGCCUACCAAAUAUAUUGUUAGCAGUAUCUGGCUAUUGCUACAUCUCAGUUAUGGGUUUUAUCUUCCCGGGCUGGCUCCCGUCAAUUACUGCAUCAAGGAUAAACAAAGUGACACAUGCAAAAAUGAUGUAUCAGUUUUUGUUAAUCGGCUCAACUCAGAGGAAGCUAUAAUUCCUUACGAAUACCAUCACUUUGAUUUCUGCACCGAUGACCAUGAAACAGGACCAGUAGAAAACUUAGGCCAAGUUGUCUUCGGAGAACGGAUUCGAUCAAGUCCCUACAAGUUGGAGUUCAAGAACAAUCAGGAAUGGAAUUAUGCCUGUAAGAAGUCUUAUCAACCAGGCAACCAGGAAGAUAUAAAAAAAAUUAAAGAACUAAUCCAUGGAAUAUCAUUAAAUUAUCAACAUCACUGGAUUGUUGAUAAUAUGCCUGUGACGUGGUGUUAUCAAGGAGAACCUGGCCAACAAUUCUGCAGUACUGGUUUCCCAAUGGGUUGUUAUCUUCCAAAAUCAGGCAAACCCAAAGACGCCUGUGUGAUGAACCCUGCCUUCAGCAAACCGGAUACGUAUUACAUUUUUAACCAUAUUGAUCUCACCAUUACCUAUCACGGUGGCAAAGGAGAAACAUGGGGUACCGAGUUGGAUGACGAUAUUGGGCGAAUUCUAAGUGUGAAAGUGGGACUACGCUCGCUUAGUGUGGAAAAGGAUCCUACGUCACCUCCUAUGAUCGUACCAAAGGAGCUUAAGGAGCCCCUCACAAUCACAUACACCUAUUCCGUUAAAUUCAUUGACGACCCGUUUACCAAGUGGUCAUCUAGGUGGGAUUAUUUGCUUGAAUCGAUGCCUAGUGCCAAUAUUCAGUGGUUUUCCAUUUUGAAUUCAUUGGUUAUUGUCCUUUUCCUGUCUGGCAUGGUGGCUAUGAUAUUACUGCGAACAUUGCACAAAGAUAUUGCCCGCUAUAAUCAGAUUGAUUCUGGGGAAGACGCACAAGAAGAAUUUGGAUGGAAAUUAGUUCAUGGUGAUAUAUUCCGCCCACCACGAAAGGGCAUGUUACUCUCAGUGUUUGUGGGAUCGGGUGUUCAGGUUUUCAUAAUGACCCUGAUCACCUUAAUUUUUGCUUGUUUGGGAUUCCUGUCACCAGCCAACCGUGGUGCAUUGAUGACAUGCGCCUUGGUUCUCUACGUGUGCUUGGGUACGCCAGCCGGAUAUGUUUCAUCCCGUAUCUACAAAUCUUUCGGUGGCGAAAGAUGGAAGUUGAACGUUCUUCUUACUUCCAUGCUAUGUCCAGGGAUUGUGUUUGCCAUCUUUUUUGUUUUGAAUUUGGUUCUUUGGAGCAAAGGAAGCUCAGGUGCUAUCUCCUUCGGCAUUUUAGUGGCAUUGUUAGCCCUAUGGUUUGGCAUCUCAGUUCCACUUACGUUCGUCGGCGCAUUCUUUGGCUUCCACAAAAGGCCAAUUGAGCACCCCGUUCGGACAAACCAGAUUCCAAGACAGGUUCCCGAUCAAAGUGUUUACACACGCCCGGCCCCAGGAAUUGUCAUGGGCGGCGUUUUACCCUUCGGUUGCAUCUUCAUCCAACUAUUUUUCAUACUCAACUCCCUGUGGUCCAAUCAGAUGUAUUACAUGUUCGGAUUCCUCUUUUUGGUCUUCAUCAUUCUGGUCAUCACUUGUUCGGAAACGACAGUCCUACUCUGUUACUUCCAUUUGUGUGCUGAGGAUUACCAUUGGUGGUGGCGAAGCUUUUUAACAAGUGGUUUCACAGCCUUUUACUUGUUCCUGUAUUGCGUCCACUAUUUUGUCACAAAAUUAGAGAUUGCAGAUGCUACAUCUACUUUCCUUUACUUUGGAUACACAUUCAUUAUGGUUUUCAUGUUCUUCCUACUUUCAGGAACUAUUGGUUUCUUCGCAUGCUUUUGGUUUGUACGCAAAAUUUAUUCAGUGGUGAAAGUGGAUUAAAUAUGUUAAGUUAAAUAAAUGCUGGCCAUAAUUACUUUAGCAAGCAAGCAUUAAUACAGGUAUUUAGUUGUUUCUGUUUGCAGUUUAUGAAAUUGAUUAUUAUUCUUAUUCGCGCAGCUCAUGCACACCAGUAUUCAUUAUCUUCAUCAUUAUUUGUCUUGUAAUAAGAUAAAUAUUAUCACACAUGUAAAAUUUUGUAUUGGUCAAAUACUAAUGAGAAAAAUCA
Messenger RNA from Daphnia carinata, 2350 nucleotides. RefSeq names its product transmembrane 9 superfamily member 2-like (gene TM9SF2). The transcript has 13 exons. Gene Ontology annotation, cellular component: membrane. The coding region runs from base 172 to 2124 and encodes 650 amino acids. NCBI's taxonomy places the organism in Eukaryota, Metazoa, Arthropoda, Branchiopoda, Diplostraca, Daphniidae. Gene Ontology annotation, biological process: protein localization to membrane. The record is from RefSeq and is a predicted model, not a curated record.